This is a messenger RNA of Marchantia polymorpha subsp. ruderalis, 801 nucleotides long. The record is from the annotation of a GenBank genome assembly. NCBI's taxonomy places the organism in Eukaryota, Viridiplantae, Streptophyta, Marchantiopsida, Marchantiales, Marchantiaceae.
AUGACAGACGACAGCGGGCUCAGAGCUCGAGCAUCGAGCAGUCCGCCUCGACGCAAUUCCUUCGAAGAAUUCGCGAGGCGACGAGCUUCGGAGCUUCCGUGGCAGAAAUCAUCGCCCGAGAUCUGUUGCGUCUUCGCCAGCCACCCGCGCCAUCGAGGCUCACGCACUAGACGCCAAAACGCUGACCGAAAGGCGACGUCACGUCACGGCACGGCACGGAAGGAGACGGAGCUUUGCACGGAAUCUGCCCUUCGCCGUCAUCGUCGACGAGCGGAGAGAGAGAGUAGAGUGGACGUAAGCUGCUCGGAGCCAAUUGCGAACGAUCCGUCCGUCCAUCGACACCGGGAGCAGUUUUCGCGUUCCUGUCCUCGAAGGAGGGAGCAGGCGAACCGAGUUAAGGAAGGGAGCUUGAAUUACCGUCGAUUCCACCAGCGAGUGGAGCGAGCCAAGCCACGUGGGGCCCCAAGUCACCGUGACCGCGACCGCGGCCUCCGCUUCUCACCUCGUGAGGCUUUCAGUCCGCCGACGUUAGACGGACGAGAUCAGAACGCGGCUACGGCUGCCGGAGCUGCGACUAGCGGGAGAAUCGUGCCUGGAGCAUAUUCCUCCGCGGUACCGGUACCGACCAGGUUCGCCCGCUCUGGGCCGGAGCGGGGAGAGGUGGCGCAAGAGGGAGAGAGCGAGAGAGCGAGAGAGCGAGAAUUCCUGUCACUGCCUUGUGGCCGAGGGCGAGGGCCAGAAGGCAGAGAGAGGGUGCUUUUCAAGAGGGAGGGAGCAGGAGGGUUGAGGAGCAGGUUUUGA